Musa acuminata AAA Group (dessert banana) is the source of this 3656-nucleotide messenger RNA. Its product is annotated as putative inactive cadmium/zinc-transporting ATPase HMA3. Gene Ontology annotation, biological process: monoatomic cation transport; transmembrane transport. Gene Ontology annotation, cellular component: membrane. The transcript is spliced from 13 exons. The record is from RefSeq and is a predicted model, not a curated record. Gene Ontology annotation, molecular function: ATPase-coupled monoatomic cation transmembrane transporter activity; metal ion binding; ATP hydrolysis activity. Bases 580 to 3255 code for a protein of 891 amino acids. Lineage: Eukaryota; Viridiplantae; Streptophyta; Magnoliopsida; Zingiberales; Musaceae.
UGAAUGAGUUAAAUGGUGAAUGCCAGUCCACAAGGAGCUCAACCAGUCCAGUCCAAAUGGUGGAAUCAUAAAGAAAGGCAUGCAGAGCUCCCAUUUGCUUAAAGAAAGGGGAAAAGGAAGAGCCAGCCAAGGCAGUGGCUUACUUAUUGCCUCUCCACCCUCUUCUCUCCUGCAGCAAGAGGAACCCCAUCCUUUUUUGGCCACUGAGAUCCUUAGUGCUUGAGAGUUUGCAUCUAAACAGUGUGUGGAGGAUCAGCCUUUUUGUUCCGAAUGUGUAAUGUGGAAGCUAAAUCUGUCCAGAUCUCUCCUUUGCCAAUGAUGUCAUGGACACCUGCCCAGUUCCUGUUGUCUUGUGGCACUUCAUAUAAGCCAAGUACCACCGCUUCUGCCACUCACUGAAUGCUGCAUUCAGGAAGCCAACUCUUAUUCUUUACCAGACCCAACAUGAAGAACAAGAGAUAAGUCCUUCCCCAGCUGAUGACACACAGAGGCUUUUAACUCAUACAUCCUCCACUAAGCCCUCAUCAAUCUCUGAUACAGAGUCUCUCUCCAGUGUUGAGGCGAAGAGAGGCCCCAAGGAUGGGAGAACCAAGCAAGGACAGGAUAGGAAAGGUACCAAAGCAUCAAAAGAGCUACUUUGAUGUGUUGGGCCUCUGCUGCUCGUCUGAAGUCCCCCUGAUUGAGAAGAUAUUGAAGCCUUUGAGUGGAGUUCAGAAGGUCUCGGUGAUCGUUCCCUCAAAGACGGUCAUAGUAGUCCAUGACAGCCUCCUCAUUUCGCAGCAUGAGAUACUCAAGGCAUUAAACCAGGCAAGGCUUGAAGCUACAGUUCGAGCAUAUGGCUCUGCGGAAAUCACCAAGAAAUGGCCCAGCCCCUACAUACUGGCUUGUGGAGUGCUACUUGUGGUUUCACUGUUCAAGCGGUUCUUCCAUCCGCUCAGAUGGUUUGCGAUAGCAGCAGUUCUUGUCGGCAUAAAUCCGAUCAUUCUGAGAGGCAUUGCAGCCAUUCGGAGGCUUACGCUGGACAUCAACAUCCUUCUGCUAAUUGCAGUUGGUGGGGCAGUUGCACUCAGAGACUAUUCAGAAGCAGCCUUUGUUGUUUUCCUCUUCACGAUUGCUGAAUGGUUGGAAUCAAGGGCCAGCCACAAGGCUACUGCCGGGAUGUCAUCACUGAUGAGCAUGGCUCCUCAGAAGGCUGUUCUGGCUGAAACAGGCCAAGUUGUGGACAUUGAAGAUGUCGAAAUCAAUACCAUCAUUGAAGUCAAAGCUGGAGAAGUGAUCCCUAUUGAUGGCAUUGUAGUCGAUGGGCAGAGUGAAGUUGAUGAGAGAAGCCUUACAGGAGAGUCUUUGCCUGUAACCAAGCAAGUUAACUCUCUGGUUUGGGCUGGCACACUCAACAUAGAUGGUUAUAUCAGUCUCAGAACAACUGCUCUAUCAGAGAACUCUGCUGUGGCCAAAAUGAAAAGGUUGGUGGAAGAAGCACAAAAUAGAAGGUCAAACACACAGAGAUUGAUAGACUCUUGCACAAAGUAUUACACACCAGCUGUCGUAAUCGUAGCAGCAGGAGUCGCGUUAGUUCCUUUGGUAAUGAGAGUAAACAAUCCCAGAAUCUGGUUCCAGUUGGCAUUGGUCCUUCUUGUGAGUGCAUGCCCUUGUGCACUGGUGCUGUCCACACCUGUUGCAACUUUUUGUGCACUUCUAAAAGCAGCAAGGAUAGGACUCCUCAUCAAAGGGGGUGAUGUUCUUGAAGCCCUGGCCAAAAUAAGAGUAGUGGCAUUCGACAAGACCGGGACGAUAACGAAAGGAGAGUUUAAAGUUGUGGAGUUCCAGUCCAAAAGCAGCAAGGUUUCUCUGGAGAUGCUUCUUUACUGGGUUUCAAGUAUCGAGAGUAAGUCGAGCCAUCCAAUGGCAGCUGCACUUGUUGAACAUGCCCGGUCACAUUCCAUUGAACCAAAACCAGACUGUGUUAAAGAAUUCCACAUCUAUCCUGGAGAGGGAAUAUACGGAGAAGUAGAUGGAAGAGACAUUCAUAUUGGGAAUAAACGAAUAGCAGCAAGGGUUUUGUGUGAAACAGUUCCAAACAUGGAGGACAUGAAGGAAGGUGUCACCUAUGGAUAUGUGUUCUUGGAUAUGGUACCAGUUGGAACAUAUGCCCUUUCCGAUACCUGCCGAAUAGGAGCUGCAGAAGCUAUCAAGGAGUUGAAGUCAUUAGGGAUCAAAACAGCAAUGCUUACUGGAGAUAGCAUGGAAGCAUCACUGCAUGCACAAAGACAGCUAAAUCAUGUCAUGGAAGAAGUCCAUGCCGAGCUACUACCAGAAGAUAAAGUGCAGUUAAUUGGCAAGCUCAAGUCCAGAGAAGGAUCUGCAGCAAUGGUUGGAGAUGGGAUGAAUGACGCACCUGCAUUAGCCAUGGCCGAUGUCGGGAUCUCCAUGGGGGUUUCAGGUUCUGCCGUUGCAAUGGAGACUAGCCACAUAACCCUCAUGUCGAACGACAUCUGCAAGAUCCCUAGAGCCAUCCGGCUGGCAAGAAAGACGCGUCGGAUGAUCAUCAUGAACAUCAUCUUCUCAGGGGUGACCAAAAUUGCCAUUCUGGCAAUUGCCUUCGCCGGUCACCCACUUCUUUGGGCAGCUGUCCUUGCUGACGUAGGUACAUGCUUGCUCGUAAUCUUAAAUAGCAUGACGCUGCUGCAAACCAAAACAUCUCCGAAGAAGAAAUGUUGUGGCUCGUCCCACAAAGCACACAUGGAGAAGCCCAAACAUGCAGAGCACUGCGGAUGCCAGGAUAACCAUGGUUGCCAUGAUCACAGGAAGGCCAUGGAUGAAAGAAGGCACAGCCAUUGCAUGAAUCAUGAUCAUCCGGAAGAAUCACCAGCUCAUGCUCGCUGUUGCCAAGAGCUGGCCACAAAGCCAACUAAUUCAUCCCAAGAACACUCGAUCACAAUAACUGAUGCAAGGCAUGACAGUGGUGACCUGCAGAAACAGCAAGAUGGUCCUGAUAGCAACAUGACAUGUGAGAAUCAAACAUUGAAGUGUUCAUCCAACAAUUGUAAUGACAAAGAGAAGAAAAGGAUUGAGGAAUGUUGCAUGGGCAACAGAAAUGACUGUGGGAUGCAGAAAGGCUGCUCCUCUUCACAAGGGUUGAUAAUAGAAAGGAGAGAACUUGGUGGAUGCUGCAGGACCUACACAAAGGCAUGUGGGAGUAAAGAUAGCUGCUGUGCGAGUGGGAGAGUACAAUUGCCUGAAAUCAUAACAGAGUAGAAGAAGAAAAGCACUUAUUAGGCCAGUAAAAAGAUCAGAAAAAAUAAAAGACAAAGGAGAGGAUGAGGAGAUCUGAUUUUGUGGGUUUCUUCUUCAUGUGAGAUCUACUAGACUGGCCAUGAACCCUAGCCAUCUUGUUCAAGAAUAGGAGCAUGAUAACAUGCUUAUUUUUUUUUGACAACAGACUCUAAGAUCAUUUCUACUGAGGCAUAGGAAAUGCUGGAAAGCUUGAUUGAAAGAUUGGAAGAGCUGAUAAUGGAACUGAACUGAAAGAUCAUUAGCCAAGAAUACAACCAAUGAAUACUGCAGAUCUGAGUGGAGUUGAGAAUGGAACCGAACAUUGUUUGUGAAGAAUUGUAGCAUUGAUACUCACCUUCAAAUGGAUGAUCAACUCUGGAAUA